Molecule: messenger RNA, 1359 nt
Organism: Chara braunii
Lineage: Eukaryota; Viridiplantae; Streptophyta; Charophyceae; Charales; Characeae
Source: the annotation of a GenBank genome assembly
GCUUACUUGCUUUCUCUCUCGCAAGCGCUACACAGAUAGAGAGAGAGAGAGAGAGAGAGAGAGAGAGAGAGAGAGAGAGAGAGAGAGAGAGAGAGAGAGAGAGAGAGAGAGAGAGAGAAUAUUGGGGAAGAGGGAUGGGGCAAUGGAGAGGGAUAUUUGGGUCGAUGGUGGGGGGGAUCAUCAUUCUACUGUCGAUCUGCUGCCUGACGAUGCUGGGUAGCGGAGGGGUGCAUUUCCGGAGGACGGGGCAGUUGAGCGACGGCGGUACGAUUCCCGGGCUGGAGUUGGUGGGCAAAUCCUCGUCGAGAUUUAUCGCUUUCUCUGAAACGACGGGAACAUGGUUGGGAACCCGUACGGAGAGCGAGAGAGAGAGAGGGAGCAAGGCGUAUGAUGCUGAGCUUGAGCCACGUGGAGGUCGUGGAUUGGGGGGACUGGGAGGUGAGUUGAGGGCAGGUGCCACGUCAGCGAAGGUCCCGACAGAUGUCAUUGACAGGAUGUCGACGGGGAUCAGAUUGAGUUGGGAGUUGCUGACUAGGAUCCGGAUGCAGAAAUCAAAGCAUUCGUUGAUGUUGCUGCCACGUGGAUUGGAGCUUCCGCGUUGCGAUCCCGACUUGACAGAGGAUCUGGACGCUGUCCUGAAGGGAUCUGCAAGUUCCGACGACGAGGAGGAUCAGGAGGAGGAGGAGUGGGAGGGAGGAGGAGGAGGAGGAGGAGGAGGAGGAGGAGCUCCUCCUCACAACUCCAGCGGUGAGAGGAGCAGCAGCUCAAGGCGCUUCUUACGUGAUCGGGGUCCCGACGGCGAGGGCAUUGUGUUGUUCCCCAUAGAAGGAAGGGACAUCGGGCGAAGGAUGAAACUGGAUCUGGAAGCAGGAGGAGGAGGAGGAGGAGGAGGAGAAGGAGGAGGAGGAGAAGGAGGAGGAGGAGGGGAGAAUGGAGAACAGAGGAAGAUCGAUGCGGAGAGAACUAGGGUCGGGGCUAGAAAACUGAGGAUCCGUGGUGGUCGGCGACCGAGUAGUAACACCGGCUGUGUGCUUGUGCCACCUCGAGGGUACCGACGACCGGUCGCUUGGCCCAAUAGCCUGGAUGAGGUCUGGGCGACCAAUUUGCCGACGCUAAAGGGUGCGAACGUCCCGACGCAAGGAGACGGUGCCACGUCACCGAAUCAGACUCGCCACUUAGAGGAGCUGGCAGUCAUCAGAGUAGGGAGUAAAUUGGAGAUCAGAGGGAGGAAAAACUUUUCGGCGAAAUUUGAGAACAUCAUGCAUGAUCUUCAAGGAUUGAUUCUGUCUCUUAUACACAUCUAGAUGUGUAUAAGAGACAGCGCGUAACCCCUGCAAGUGGGACCUUGCCCCGGUGUAG